Messenger RNA from Portunus trituberculatus (swimming crab), 931 nucleotides. RefSeq lists its product as uncharacterized. NCBI's taxonomy places the organism in Eukaryota, Metazoa, Arthropoda, Malacostraca, Decapoda, Portunidae. The record is from RefSeq and is a predicted model, not a curated record. The transcript has 4 exons. The coding region runs from base 25 to 423 and encodes 132 amino acids.
CAGAUCCUUCAGAGGCGGCUGGUGAUGUUCUUCCCGUCCCUGAAUGGCGAGCUGCAGGCCAUCUACAGAGGGCGCCACCGCUACUACUUCGCGCCCAAUCACUUCUACCCGCAGGCGUACGGCAUGGCGUGCUUCAGGGGUGCUCCUUUCCUGCCCAAGUUCAGUCAGAUGCUAAGGUGGAUGACGGAAGGAGGGCUGGUGUUGCACUGGAGACGGGAGGUGAUGUUUGAAGAGUCCAUCUCCACGCCCUCCACCUUCCAGGGCCACACUGAGCAGAGGUGGUCCACUGCUAUCAACCUGAAGCACUGCCAGGCUGCCUUCUUUCUCCUGCUGCUGGGGCUGGCGGUGGGGGCCGUAGCGCUAGUGGGGGAGGUGACUUUGGCUUCCUACAUCACCUCCAGACACGGCUUCUCCACUCCAUAGGUGAAAAUACAGGGAUGAUGUGAGAUGCCGCAGCUGCUGUCCUUGUGUCUGUCUGCCUUGUUACUUGAUCUACCAGUUUCCCAGAUUUUACUACGAGUUCUCUCCCUUCUUACCAAUUACUAUUACUCUCCCAGUUUAUCAGUUAGUCAUUCUGCCCACUCUGUCUAUUAGUUAUUGAUAUUUCUCCCGGUCUUUCCAUUAGUUACCGCUGUUAUUUCUCUCCUUGUCAACCAGUCUGCCAGUUAUUGUCACUUUCUCUCCCAGUCAGUCUAGUUACUGACAAUUAUUCUCCUCCAGAUAUUACUAUUACUAUUUUCUUUCCCUAUCUGUCACGAUCACUAUUUCCCUACCAGUUAUUACACAUCUUGCAGGCUUUCCACUGUCACCACAUAGUCUACCAGUCACUAUUAUCGUCUAUCUCCACCCAAGUGUCGCUCCACAUUCCGAAGCUUCCAGUGUUAGGUAAUAUCGCACGUAAAAAAAGAAAAAAAGUAAAUAAAUAAACAGU